GUGUCGUUUCAUGCCUUUCAUGAUGAUGACUCACUCAACUAAGCGUAACAUUGCAUACUCCGUGAAUAUACUUAUAUUAUUACUUUGUCUUCACACUUCUUCACCACACUAAACCUUUUCUCUUCAACCUUUGUUCUUCUUCAUUUCUUCGAUCUAAAUCCAAUGGCCAAAGACCCAGUUCGUGUUCUUGUCACUGGUGCUGCAGGACAAAUUGGGUAUGCUCUUGUCCCCAUGAUUGCUAGAGGAGUGAUGCUGGGUGCUGACCAGCCUGUGAUCCUCCACCUGCUUGAUAUUCAACCUGCAGCCGAAUCACUGAACGGUGUUAAAAUGGAGUUGGUGGAUGCUGCAUUUCCUCUUCUUAAAGGAGUUGUUGCGACAACUGAUGUGGUUGAGGCAUGCACUGGGGUCAAUAUUGCCGUUAUGGUUGGUGGGUUCCCUAGAAAAGAAGGUAUGGAGAGGAAAGAUGUGAUGUCAAAAAAUGUCUCUAUUUACAAGUCCCAGGCUUCUGCCCUUGAAAAACAUGCUGCUGCAAAUUUGAAGGUUCUUGUUGUUGCCAACCCAGCAAACACCAAUGCAUUGAUCUUGAAGGAAUAUGCUCCAUCCAUUCCUGAGAAAAACAUUUCUGCUUUGACUAGAUUGGACCAUAACAGGGCACUCGGUCAAAUUUCAGAAAGACUGAACGUUGAAGUUUCUGAUGUGAAAAAUGUUAUAAUCUGGGGAAAUCAUUCAUCAACUCAGUACCCUGAUGUCAACCAUGCAACCGUUAAAACCUCUUCUGCGGAAAAGCCUGUCCGUGAACUCGUAGCUGAUGAUGCCUGGUUGAAUGGGGAAUUCAUAACUACCGUCCAACAACGAGGUGCUGCAAUCAUUAAAGCUAGAAAGCUUUCAAGUGCACUAUCUGCCGCUAGUGCUGCUUGUGACCACAUUAGAGAUUGGGUUCUUGGAACUCCUGAGGGAACUUGGGUGUCGAUGGGAGUUUAUUCUGAUGGAUCUUACAAUGUACCAGCUGGACUGAUCUAUUCAUUCCCUGUCACAACUCGCAAUGGCGAAUGGCAAAUAGUUCAAGGACUUUCAAUUGAUGAGUUUUCAAGGAAAAAAUUGGACUUGACAGCAGAAGAGCUUUCUGAGGAGAAGGCUUUGGCUUACUCAUGCCUCUCUUAGACUGCUUGUUUCCUUAUGCAGUGUCAAUGGAGGUUCCAUUGUUUGUCAAUUCUCAAUUUUGAAUAAUGUUGCUCUAAGAUAUUGAGAAACUAUUGAUGGAUGGUUUUGCCUUUUAUGCAAAUCAUCACUUGUAUUGUAAUUUCUAUCUCUAGUCAUUUUAUUAGGAUGUUUGAGCAUAUGUCAUUUGAGUCAGAAUUCAUGACAUCAUUUGUUAAGUUUUUCUUAUGGAUAAAGAUUAUAAAAUCUCAUUCACUUGAGGUGUCAA
Trifolium pratense (red clover) is the source of this 1426-nucleotide messenger RNA. RefSeq names its product malate dehydrogenase. Gene Ontology annotation, biological process: oxaloacetate metabolic process; malate metabolic process; tricarboxylic acid cycle. The record is from RefSeq and is a predicted model, not a curated record. The transcript is spliced from 7 exons. Bases 163 to 1161 code for a protein of 332 amino acids. NCBI's taxonomy places the organism in Eukaryota, Viridiplantae, Streptophyta, Magnoliopsida, Fabales, Fabaceae. Gene Ontology annotation, molecular function: L-malate dehydrogenase (NAD+) activity.